CUUUUUAAGCAAAGAGAGGAAAAGAAGAAACUUUCCAUAUAUUAUUAUUCACAAAAGUAGCGGUAAAAAAAUAUUAUUUUAUAAACGGUAGAAAGGUAUACAUUGUAGGAAAGCAAAGGAUCUAAUUGAUAAUACAGUUUAAAUGAAAGGUAAAAAAAAAAGCAUGACAAAGUAUAUUACUGGAGCUGCGUUUUUUAACCGUGGUCUAGAUACAAAUCCCACUUGUGAAGAUUUGAAAAACAACAAUGAGCCCCGACAGCUUGCCGCUCUUCAGCAGAUAAUAGCCAAUAUGACAAUUGGAAACGAUGUAUCUCGUUUUUUUAAUGAAGUUAUGCUGUUAAUCUCCUCGAAAAAUCUCAGCAUAAAGCGUUUAGUGUACCUUUACUUUGUCCAAAAUUGUCGGACGAAUCCAGAAAAGUCUGUGCUGUAUGUUGGAUCCCUAACUAAAGACACAUUGCAUAACUCGCCCCUCAUUCGCGGUGCCGCACUGCGCACCAUGUCAAGUUUACAGAUAUCUAUCAUGGCAGACGCUGCGACGGCACCACUACUCCGGUGCUUGAGUGAUUCCGAUCCCUAUGUCCGAAGCAUCGCUGCAAUGGGUGUGCUAAAGAACUAUAACAUCACACACUUGACAUCUUUUAACUAUGAGUUGAUUAAUGCCCUCAAAAAUUUACUUCACGACCCCAACCCCAUGGUGUGCGGAAUGGCUGUGCAGGUCAUUUUAGAGUUAUACAGCAGGAAGGCUUCUGGUGACUUGUUGAGGGCGAUCUUUGAUGCGGGCCCGCAUUUGCUAACAAUGCUGGAUGAGGCAACUGAGUGGCCAACAUACUAUAUUCUGAACGGAAUUGCAACCUCCUUUCGAUGUGCGCCUUCAAUCAUGCUAUCCUCGGAUGCCAGUCACCCGUCUGAUACCGCGGCACAUGAUUCAUUGGUGCAAAUGGGUGAGGAACUUAUAAUGCGAAUUUUACCGUACCUUUAUAUCUCUAAUAGUGCUAUAGUUAUGGCUGCUGUGAAGGUGGUAAUGCUAUUUCUGAGAGUCACAACAGACCGAGAUGUACAAUUGUCGACUGAUCAGCGCGAGGCUCUUGAUAGGCGUUUCGUCACGCCAAUUUCAAAUGCAUUAGUUUCUUUAGUUUAUACCUCUCGUUAUGAGCUUCGGUACCUGGUACUGAAAAAUAUUCAACUGUUUCUUUCAACACGUUUUAUGCACUUUUUUGAGACUCAUCUUGGGAUCUUCUUUGUUCAGAAUGAUGAUCCUGUUUAUAUUAAACUCGCUAAGCUUGAUGUAUUGGUUAGGUUAGCCAAUGAGACCAACGGCGCGCGUGUGCUGUCUAAGCUGGUGGUAUAUGCUAGAGAUAUAGAUGUUGAGUUCUCCUCUAAGAGCGUACAGUCGAUUGGAUUACUGGCCAUAACUAUUCCAACGCUCACGAUGGAGUGUGUUAGAAAACUCGAGGAUCUUAUCCAAUCUAAAAAUCCCCACAUUCUUGAGAAUGCCGUAGUGGUGGUACAAAACGUGCUGCGACAGUAUCCUGGUCGUUUUGGUGGGAUCAUUCUUAUUGUGUAUGAGUCAUUAAGCCUUUUAAACGACGAGGACGCACGCGCAGCAGUAGCGUGGAUCAUUGGCGCAUACGCGGAUCACGUACCGCAAGCCAUGGAUUAUCUUAAGAUUUUUGUUGAUAAUUUUAUGAAUGAGCACCUUAAGGUUCAGCUUGUGGUGCUUACUACACUUGUAAAGAUACGGGUGUGCAGUGAAAGUGCGAAGACUUCGGAAAAUGUACUAGAAUUUCUUGAUGUUGUCUUAGCACAAUGUGCAGAAUGCCAACAGCCUGACCUGCGGGAUCGUGCUUUUUACUAUCAGAGGAUGCUUGCUACCGAUAUUGUCAUGGCACGGCAAAUUCUUUCCGAAGUGCAGAACGUGACGCUGCAGAUGUCUAGUUCCCCUUAUGAGCGCAAAACUCAGAAAUAUAUAUUCGACGAUCUUGGAUCCCUUCGAUCGGUGAUACAACAACCUAUCCAACAUGCACUUGGGAAGUCCAUCGAUGGUGCGAGUGAGGUGAACCCCUCUUUUUUUUUCUUUUCCAAUAGUAACCUCGACGACAACAACGACGACGAUUGCAAUAGCAAGGACUCCGAGACGAGCUUUCACGAAGCGGCGGUGAAUUCCUCCGCGGAAGGCUACCGCUUCAAUUGCACCAUUAACGAUGACGAACAAAAAAGGAACGGCCCCAACACAGCCAAGGAUAGCACCCCAACAGCAGUGGAUAAUAGCCGCAAUAGAUGUAACAGCAUUCUUUCCUCCCCCCCUACAGACGGUUUACCCCAACCUGAACCUACUCUCGCCACGAAUUUAUGUAGUCGUUUGAUAGAUCCUGAAGGGUUUCCUUCUACCAUCGCAGCGGCGGGGGGAAUGGAGUACCAGGUAGUUUUGCCCGCCACUGCUGGGGGUGGAGUCGAAGUCGCGUUGCGUUGGUCCCAACGAGGAAUGAAGCUUGUGUUGAAUUGCCGUGUGGGGUUGCACCGCGGCGGUGACUUCGUCCGACGCGCGCGGCUCACUGACCUCCAAAUUAACCGCAACCUCUUUAGUCUCGGAGUACAGCAGGUCUUCCCCCCGAUGAGCCUCGAGGCCGAGGAGAAACCCCGAGAAUUCGGGCUGAUUGUCUCCUGUAAUAACGAACGGCGGCCGACGCGGGACCUCGAGGUCGCUCUGGACAUUCGGCCAGUGGGAGUUCGCUACGUUCUGGCGCCCCCGAUUCCCCCCGUGAUGUUGCUGCGUCCCGCCACCGGCUGUGAUGUCGGGGAUUUCCUGCGGUGGUUGCGGGAGAUUCCCGAACCGACCUGGCGUAUCCCGUCCUCGAUCGUGUGUGGGGGAUGCGCGGAAAGCCGAUUCACCACGAACGCGUUGCGAAUGUAUGGAAUUAAUUUAGUCCACCGCAGGGAUUGGACUCCAUCGGGGAUGACCGUAUUUUUUCUUCACGCAGAAACGAUUGGGCGAGAGCGACUUCUUGUGGAUGUGACCGUUUAUCAAAAUAAGCUGGUGCUUCUUACAGUUCGCUGCAGCUACGCACCGGUUGCGGCUUUUUGGGGAGAAUAUAUCAAAAGUACCAUAUGUGCCUAUACGUAA
Phytomonas sp. Hart1 is the source of this 3121-nucleotide messenger RNA. NCBI's taxonomy places the organism in Eukaryota, Euglenozoa, Kinetoplastea, Trypanosomatida, Trypanosomatidae. The record is from the annotation of a GenBank genome assembly.